AUGUUUGGCACCGCUGAACCAAUCCGUAUGAUGUUCAAGUACCACAACACCAACUUUAACGACCACCGGAUCAACGAGCAAGAGUGGACCCACUUGAAAACCUCCGGAUUUUCUGAGUUCGACACUCUUCCAGUCAUGGAAAUAGAUGGAUGCAGACUAGUUGAACCAUUUGCUGUAUCAAAAUAUAUUGCCCACAAGUUCGGAUACCUCCCAAACACCCCUAUGGAAAUGUACAUGAUGGACUCAAUCUGCGAGUUCUGCUGCAAUAUCAAUAAGAUGUUUAUGAAGAUGCACGAAGAUAGAGACAUUGAAGGCAUGAGACGAUGUUGUACGGAAAAAAUGCCAACUUUUCUGAGAAAGAUUGAAACAAGACUUGAGAGAAACAAUAAUGGGAAUGGGUUCUUUGUUGGAAACAGCGUCACGAUGGCUGACUUUUACGUUUUCCAGAUGUUGUGGGAGUACUGCACGAAACCAGGAAAGAUUGAACAAUGCGGAACUAUGUGCACAACUAAUGCACCUAAGCUUAUGCAAUGGCACCAAAGGAUGAUGAACUGUCAAACGUUCAAGAAUUAUUUGGAGACGAGACCUCAAAGAGAGUGCUAA
Messenger RNA from Blepharisma stoltei, 603 nucleotides. The record is from the annotation of a GenBank genome assembly. NCBI's taxonomy places the organism in Eukaryota, Ciliophora, Heterotrichea, Heterotrichida, Blepharismidae.